AUGAUGAAGACUUCGUGGUUUGGGCAAACUUCGGGAAUGAAUCCGACAGUGACUCCGACCCUGAGGCUAAUGGGUGGAUGGAAGCUUGAAACAGGGCGAUUCGCUUUGAUGGUUACAUUUCCAGUUGCCGCAUUCUGGUUUUUCAACCAACCUUCAUUGUUCAAAGUGUUUAUGAAAGGGUACAAGGUGCCGGAUAGUAGAGAGGGCGAUGCUGCAAUAGCUCAGUUCAAAGAGCAGCUUCUCGCUCAAAAACGAAAAGAUGAGAAGUUAAUGUAUCGUAGAGGAUUGAUAUCUGAUGAUGAGGAUGAUGACGCACAUCCGUCGGAAGCGACAAUGCAUUUCAGUGCGAAGCUAACAGCUGAAUUCCGCAAAGCGUUCCCGCUGAGGAGUGAAUCGAACCUUCGUAAACCGACGCCUAUCGCUACCCCUUCUCUAACACAAAUAUCGAAACGUUUGAAUUUUGAUGAUAGCUUUAACACUAGUUCAGGUGAGUUGAGUUUUCGGAAUGGAAAGCAGCACGUGGACCAACUGCAACAGGAAAUCCUGAAUCUGAGGAAAGAACUGAUUAGGCAAAGUCACAGCGUGGAAAUCGAGAAUGUCAGAACUGAGCUCAACAAGGUACUGCAUUCUCGGGACGAAUGGCAUGAAGCAAGCACUCGAUUCCAUCGCUAUUUUAAAUGUGCAAAAGCGAGAUUGAUGGUCGCAGAAAGUGAACUUCGCCGCCGAGGAUUGUUGAAGGGAAACGUGAAAACAGCUCUAACGUCAGCUUGGACGUCAACUGAGGACAACAUUCAAGAUAUUCAAGGGAAUCUUUGCGAUCUUCUCAGGGAUGCCUCAACGACUCUAGAAGAGCUGGACAAGGAAAUGAACGAUGAGCGAGAUGACGUAAGGGAAUAUAUGAAGAGCCUCACACAGAAGAGUGCCUCAUCGAAUGGUGACGAAGAUGACGAUUCGAGUACAAAUGAUACAGCAAUGAUCUUUGAAGGCUCAGUCGAAAACGCAGAACUGGAAGCUCCGUUUGCGACAACACGAAUCGUGAGCCCACUGACGCGGGAGAUGAAACUCAAAUUAUUCAUUUUACGCAACAACACCAUUCCAGUGUGCUGUGGAUGCAUAUAG
Cooperia oncophora is the source of this 1119-nucleotide messenger RNA. The record is from the annotation of a GenBank genome assembly. NCBI's taxonomy places the organism in Eukaryota, Metazoa, Nematoda, Chromadorea, Rhabditida, Trichostrongylidae.